Molecule: messenger RNA, 225 nt
Organism: Pelobates cultripes (western spadefoot toad)
Lineage: Eukaryota; Metazoa; Chordata; Amphibia; Anura; Pelobatidae
Source: the annotation of a GenBank genome assembly
AUGUUCCGUGAGGAGAUCAGUGGAGUAUCGGCUCACCUGCAAAAUACAGAGCUUAAAACUGCCGCACAGGAGACCCGACUUGCGACAGUGGAGCAGCAACUUCUGAUCCUGCAAAAGGCACAAAUACAAAACCAAGACAGCUUGGCAGCUCUUGAAGAUAAAAGGCGCUGGAAUAACAUUAAGGUUCAUAGUCUGCUUGACACUAUUGAGACUGCUGAGCUAUAA